ACUCUCUUGUCAAUCAGCGACGCGCUAGCAGCUACUUACGACUUAUAGCCUAAAUCACACCUCAUCUCACUUUUCCAACUUCUCACCCCAAACAACCCCCCACACAUUCACAAUGUCGCACAAGGACCCCCGAGAGACUGAGCUCUCCGUACCCAAGCAGCACAAGGCCGCCAUUGUUCAAAAGGAAGGUGGAGAGGUAAAAGUCAUCGACGUCGACACUCCCCAGAAGCUGGAGCGUGGUCAAGUCCUAGUCAAGGUCCUCUUCUCUGGUAUCUGCCACACCGACCUCCACGCUCAGAUUGGUGACUGGCCAGCCCAUGCUACCUUCCCCCUCUGUGGUGGACAUGAAGGUGCUGGUGUCGUCGUAGCCCUCGGUGAGGGAGCUGAUCAAUUCGUAAAGAAGGGAGACCGAGUUGGUAUCAAGUGGCUUGCAGACUCUUGCCUCACUUGCGACUUCUGCCGACAUGGAAAUGAGCCCAACUGCCAAGCUGCCAAGAUGCACGGCUUCACCGAGCACGGAUCCUUCCAGCAGUACGCCGUCUCCUUUGCCCGACACGUCACCCCCAUCCCCGAUGGACUCUCCCUCGAGGCUGCCGCACCCCUCCUCUGCGCCGGUGUCACCGUCUGGAAGGCCGUCAAGACUGCCAACCUUACUCCCGGCCAAACCGUCGCCAUCGUCGGUGCUGGGGGUGGACUUGGUCACUUGGCUGUUCAAUACGCCAAGGCUGCCGGUCUACGAGUCAUCUCCAUUGACACUGGUGACGACAAGCAACUCUUGACUCAACAGCUCGGUUCGGACCACUUUGUCGACUUUGCUACCGAAAAGGACCUCGUUGCUGCCGUAAAGGCAAAGACUUCCGACGGUCUCGGACCUCACGCAGCCAUCGUUGCUGCCUCUGGUGCCAAAGCCUACGAGCAGGCCCUCGACUACAUUCGUCCCACUGGUGCCUUGGUCCCCGUCGGUCUUCCACCCAAUGCAGCAUGCAAGUACGACAUCUUCUUCGGUGUCUUCUUCACCAAGCGAAUCCUACCUUCCUACGUUGGUAACCGACAGGACGCAAUUGAGUCGCUGCAGUUUGCGGCCGACGGAAAGGUCAAGGUCAUUUACAAGGCUCGAGGACUUACGGAAUUGGCAAGCAUCUAUGAUGAUAUGCACCAUGGAAAGAUUGCUGGAAGGAUCGUCGUUGACAACUCCAAGUGAGAGAAGAGAAGAGGAUAAAGCAGACAUUUCCUCGUUCUGUUCAUUAUCAAACGAUGCUCUCCAUCUGUUCAUGUCUCCCCUUUGAUCGCUCUUCCCCCAAAGUCAUCUUGUUGCUGUAGUA
This is a messenger RNA of Microstroma glucosiphilum, 1322 nucleotides long. RefSeq names its product putative ADH1-alcohol dehydrogenase I. The transcript is spliced from 3 exons. Bases 113 to 1201 code for a protein of 362 amino acids. Gene Ontology annotation, molecular function: oxidoreductase activity; zinc ion binding. Lineage: Eukaryota; Fungi; Basidiomycota; Exobasidiomycetes; Microstromatales; Microstromataceae. The record is from RefSeq and is a predicted model, not a curated record.